Molecule: messenger RNA, 936 nt
Organism: Closterium sp. NIES-65
Lineage: Eukaryota; Viridiplantae; Streptophyta; Zygnematophyceae; Desmidiales; Closteriaceae
Source: the annotation of a GenBank genome assembly
AUGCUCCGUUACAAACUGUCAUGUCCCGUCAACCAGGCACGGCCGCGCCUGGAGCGGUCGGAGGUGGUGGCUCGGGAGGGAGAGGGCUCGAACGUGGAUGACGUGCGCACGAGCUUUGGCACGUUCCUGGACUACCAGCAGGAUGACGUCAUCAAGCGCAUUGAGCAGCGCAUUGCUGCAUGGACCUUCCUCCCUGUUGGUGAUCCCUAUCUUGCAGAGAAUCAGGAGGCGAUGCAGGUGCUGCGGUACCAGGAGGGGCAGAAGUACGAGGCACACCACGACUUCUCUAAGGAGGUGGUGCGGUGCGAGAACCAGGAGGCGAUGCAGGUGCUGCGGUACCAGGAGGGGCAGAAGUACGAGGCACACCACGACUUUUUCGAGAAGGAGGGGCAGCAGGGUGGGCAUCGCUACGCCACAGUGCUCAUGUACCUGACUGAGGGCUUGAUGGGAGGCGAGACGGUGUUUCCUGACGCUAAGCAGGGACAGGGGCAGCAGGGUGGCCACCGCUACGCCACGGUUCUCAUGUACCUGACAGAGGGCUUGAUGGGAGGCGAGACGGUGUUUCUCGAUGCUAAGGACCCUGUGGAGAAGGAUGACACCUGGUCGGAGUGCGGCAAGCAGGGAGUGGCAGCCAAGCCAAUCAGAGGCGACGCGCUCCUUUUCUUCUCCCUCACCCCAUCCGCCGAACUCGACCUCAAAUCUCUUCACGCGGGCUGCCCGGUAAUUUCCGGCGAAAAAUGGUCGGCGACAAAGUGGAUUCACGUGGGUGCGUUCUACACCCCAUCUGGGGCUCCGGCUGUAGCGCCGCCUUCGGAUGGAUCGUGUGAGGACAAGGCACAGCACUGUGUGUACUGGAAGACGCAGGGCGAGUGUGACAAGAACCAGGAGUACAUGCAUGCUAAUUGUCCCAAGUCGUGUGGUGUAUGUUCGGCUUGA